UCACGCAUCGGUCUGUCUGCUGGAGCUGAUGCUGCCUCCGGGUUUCUAACACAUGUCACAAUUUCCCUUACGCAGUCUGCUAUUCCUACCGCAGCUGUGUUUGCAUCUGUCCUAAAUGUAGGAUUCAGUUCCCGAAAUGACAACUUCUCCUUUUGAUCGCCUCUCGUGGAUAAAUGAGGACAAAAAAAGGGAUGAUUACCAGGCUGCGAUCUCCUGCCUGUCGGAGGGUUUCAGGUGGACCGCUGCCUCCUCGCUUGCUACAAUUAUGGGUCAAGUUCCUCAAACCACAGAAGAUUACUGGGAAUAUGACUAUGACAUCUACGAUAACGCCACCUGGCCCACUGCCACCGGCCGGUCGCGGGCCGCCCCGUGCGAGCCGGAGGACAGCUACGGGUUCGCGCAGAGGUUCUCGCCCGUCGUGUACACCCUGGUGUUCCUCCUGGCCUUCGUGGGCAACGUGCUGGUGCUGUGCGUCAUCCGACGCUACCGAAACUCCCAGAGCGGCGGCGCGUGCGCCUUCUCCCUGACGGACACCUUCCUCCUUCACCUGGCCAUCUCGGACCUGCUGCUGGCCUUCACCCUGCCCCUGUUCGCGACGCAGUGGGCGCACCAGUGGGUGUUCGGCCUGGCCGCCUGCAAGCUCUCCGGCGCCCUCUUCUCCCUGAACCGCUACAGCGGCAUCCUGUUCCUGGCCUGCAUCAGCUUCGACCGCUACCUGGCCAUCGUGCACGCCGUCACUUCCGGCUGAAAGCGCAACGCCUGGCACGCGCAGGUCGCGUGCGCCCUCAUCUGGGCGUGCUGCCUGGCCCUGAGCGGCGCGGACGUCGCCUUCAAGCAGGUGGAGGAGGUGAAAACGGGGGCCAAUCGGACGGCGCUCCUGUGCGUGGUGUGGUACACGGAGCACCCCACCCGGUGGCGGGUGGGGCUGCAGCUGGUGGGCAUGCUGCUGGGUUUCGGGCUCCCCUUGUUGGUGAUGCUCUACUGCUACAUCCGCAUCUUCAAGUCGCUCUGCAACGCCACCCGCCGGCAGAAGCGCAAGUCCCUCCGCCUCAUCGUGUCCCUGGUGUCCGUGUUCGUGGUCUGCUGGGCGCCGUACAACGGCUUCCAGCUGGCGGACAGCCUGCACAGGCUGGGCGCGGUGACCGGAGGCUGCCGGUUCGGCCACGUGAUGGACGUCGGCACCGUGGUCGCCGAGGGCUUGGGGCUGUCGCACUGCGCGCUGAACCCUCUGCUCUACGGCUUCGUGGGGGUGAAGUUCCGCAGGGAGCUGGGCAGGAUGUGCGGGGGGCUGCUGGGGGGCAGGGGGGCGCGGGGGAUGGAGGGGUGGAAGCAGAGGAGGCUCAGGAAGAGCACCGCGUCCUUCAGCUCGGCGGAAAGCGAGCACACCUCGUACUCCGUCAUGGUGUGAGACGAGGGGAUUGAAUAAAUAAUCAAUUCUGCAUAAUUGUGGCUUUAAAACGUCCUCAGCGGGGAAAGUGAAGGAUUUCUUCCGCUGGUGCUUUGAUUUCUGUUUGUGUGGUCUGCUGUUUUAGUUUGGAGCACAACGACCUUCUGACCCAUUUCUGCACCCAGAAGAGCCUGUUCGGCAGUUUGGAUGCAGAGGCCUCACCUGUCGCCUGCUCACACACUCACGUUCUGAUCACAGUCAUCUUGGACUGCGGAAUGUGGCACCGUGUAAAAACAGCUGACGUUUCAAUUUCUUCUUUUUCAAUUCACGAUUCAAUUCAGCCGGUCUCCCAGAGGCAGGUAUGGCUCGGUUUGAAAAGUUGUAUAUUAUAUUAAAACCCAUGAUGUUUGUGAUGUGCAAAUAUUUUUGGAAUAAAUAUUUUGGAAUAAAUA
This is a messenger RNA of Gasterosteus aculeatus aculeatus (three-spined stickleback), 1839 nucleotides long. It is a transcript of the gene cxcr3.2, whose product is annotated as chemokine (C-X-C motif) receptor 3, tandem duplicate 2. Gene Ontology annotation, cellular component: membrane; external side of plasma membrane. The record is from RefSeq and is a predicted model, not a curated record. Lineage: Eukaryota; Metazoa; Chordata; Actinopteri; Perciformes; Gasterosteidae. Gene Ontology annotation, biological process: immune response; positive regulation of cytosolic calcium ion concentration; calcium-mediated signaling. Gene Ontology annotation, molecular function: C-C chemokine receptor activity; C-C chemokine binding.